Molecule: messenger RNA, 8070 nt
Organism: Heteronotia binoei (common prickly gecko)
Lineage: Eukaryota; Metazoa; Chordata; Lepidosauria; Squamata; Gekkonidae
Gene: ARID1A
Product: AT-rich interaction domain 1A
Biological process (GO): chromatin remodeling; regulation of transcription by RNA polymerase II; positive regulation of DNA-templated transcription
Cellular component (GO): SWI/SNF complex; nucleoplasm; nBAF complex
Molecular function (GO): DNA binding; nucleosome binding
Source: RefSeq, a predicted model, not a curated record
AUGGCCGCCCAGGUGGCCCCCGCCGCGGCCGCCGCUGGUUUGGGCGCCGCGGAGCUGAAGAAAGCCGAGCCGCCUCGGGAUUGCGCGGCGGAGGAGACCGGCGGCGAGGAGGCGGCGGCGGAGCAGCAGGCGUCGGAAGGCAGCAGCAGCAGCAGCGAGGGUCCCCCGAGCAAGGAGCUGCCGGACGGGGCGGAGAGCAACGGCGAGGCCGAGCCGAAGAGCUCCAACGGCAACGCGGCUGCCAGGCCCGGCGGCGGCGCGCUGAACAAUAACCUGCCCGAGCCGCCGGGCGGUGGGAGCAACGGCAGCGACGGGGUGGGCGCGCCUCAGCCGCCUCCUCCUCCUCAGCCGCCCAUCCCGGCCGCUCUGGCCCCGCCGGCGUACGGCUUCGGGCAGGCUUACGGCCGGGGCGCGCAGGUGGCCUUCCACCAACAUGGCGGACAACAAAGCCCUGGCAUGGCAGCGCUGCAGAGCGGGAGCCUCGAGCAGCCCUACCCGGCGGCGCCUCCUCCUCCUCCUCAGAACUCGCACGGCGGCCCCGCGGCGGCGGCGGGAGGAGGCCCCGAGCACGGCUUCGCCAACCACCAGUACAACUCCUACUACCCGCGCGGCGCGGCCUCCUACCCGCCUCAAGCCUACGCCCUCAGCUCGCCUCGCGGGAACGGCCAGGCCGGGCCCAAACCUCCGGCGGCGGCGGCGGCUUUCCAGCAGCAGCAGCGCUUCGGGGCCAUGGGGCCUUCGGCGGCAGGAGGAGGAGCGGGAGCGGGCGGAGGCGCCACCCCGCAGCCCACCUCGACCCCCACGCUCAACCAGCUCCUCACCUCGCCCAGCUCGGCCCGAGGCUACCAAGCCUACCCGGGCGCCGACUACGGCGGCGGGCCCCAAGACGGCGGCGGCGGAGCGUCGAGCAAGGCCCCGGCAGCCGCCGACAUCGCCUCGCAGUACAGCGGCGCCACCGCCGGGCAGGGCUGGGUGGCGGCCGCGGCCGGAGGAGGAGGCCAACAAAGGAGCCACCACGCGCCCAUGAGCCCCGGCAGCAGCGGCGCUGGAGGGGGGCAGCCGCUCGCCAGGAGCCAGCAGCCAUCCAGCCCAAUGGAUCAGAUGGGGAAGAUGAGACCUCAGCCUUAUGGAGGAAACAACCCAUACGCACAGCAGCAGGGACCUCAAUCAGGGCAACAGCAAGGUCACGGAUAUCCAGGGCAGCCAUAUGGGCCACAGACUCCUCAGAGAUACCCCAUGGGAAUGCAGAGCAGGACACAGAGUGCGAUGGGCACUGUGUCUUAUGCACAGCAGAUUCCUCCUUAUGGACAGCAGGGCCCUAGUGGAUAUGGACAGCAGACCCAGACUCCCUAUUACAACCAGCAAAGUCCUCAUCCCCAGCAGCAGCAGCCUUCGUAUGCUCAACAGCCGCCAGCUCAGACCCCUCACUCUCAGUCUUCUUAUCAGCAGCAACAAAGUCAGUCUCAGCCUCCACAGCUCCAGUCCUCCCAGCCCCCAUAUUCGCAGCAGCCAUCACAGCCACCCCAUCAGCAGUCGCCGUCUCCAUAUCCUCAGCAGCAAUCCUCUGCUCAGCAGCAUCCGCAGAGUCAGCCAGCCUAUUCGCAGCAGCAGUCUCAGUCACCUUACCAGCAGCAGCAAACUCAGCAGUCUGUUACCUCUGCGCUUUCUCAACAGACAGCAUCUUAUCCUCAGUCUCAGUCACAGCAGCAGUCGGCAUAUUCUCAGCAGCGCUUCCCACCUCCACAGGAGCUCUCACAAGACUCAUUUGGAUCCCAGGCAUCGUCUGCUGCCUCAAUGGCUUCCAGUAAAGGGCAAGAAGAUGUAAAUUUGAAUCUUCAGUCACGACCAUCUAGCUUGCCGGAUCUGUCUGGUUCAAUAGAUGAUCUGCCCAUGGGUACAGAAGGAGCGCUGAGUCCUGGCGUCAGCACAUCAGGGAUUUCCAGCAGUCAGGGAGAGCAGAGCAACCCAGCUCAGUCUCCUUUCUCUCCGCAUACCUCUCCUCACUUGCCGGGCAUCAGAGGACCUUCACCGUCACCUGUUGGGUCUCCUGCUAGUGUUGCUCAGUCACGCUCUGGCCCGCUCUCCCCUGCUGCAGUGCCAGGCAACCAGAUGCCAUCUCGACCGCCCAGUGGCCAAUCUGACAGCAUCUUGCAUCCUUCCAUGAACCAGUCAACCAUAGCCCCAGAUAGAGGUUACAUACAGAGGAAUCCACAGAUGCCCCAGUAUAAUUCCCCUCAGCCUGGGUCCGCCUUAUCGCCACGUCAGUCUUCUGGAGGACAGAUGCAUGCUGGGAUGGGACCUUAUCAACAAAAUUCCAUGGGCAGUUAUGGACCUCAGGGAGGUCAAUAUGGGCCACAAGGUGGCUAUCCCAGGCAGCCAAACUACAAUGCUAUGCCCAAUGCAAAUUAUCCCAGUCCAGGAAUGGGGGGAAGCAUGAACCCAAUGGGAGCAGGGAGCCAGAUCCAUGGUCAGACUGGUGUCCCUCCUUAUCCUGGGCUUCCUCCAGGAAGAAUGAGCCACGCUGCCAUGGGGAACAGGCCCUAUGGACCCAACAUGGCAAACAUGCCUCCCCAGGUAGGGACUGGAAUGUGUCCUCCUCCAGGUGGCAUGAACCCAAAAGCACAACAAGCUGCCGCCGCCGCCGCUAUGCAUGCUGCUGCCACCAACUCAAUCCAGAAUAGGCCAUCUGGUUACCCCAAUAUAAGCCAAGGUGGAAUGAUGGGCACUGGACCUCCGUAUGGCCAAGGAAUCAACAGCAUGGCUGGCAUGCUAAAUCCCCAAGGGCCGCCAUAUACAAUGGGUGGAAACAUGGCCAACAAUUCUGCAGGGAUGGCUGCAAGCCCUGAGAUGAUGGGACUUGGUGACGUCAAGCUUACACCUGCAGCUAAAAUGAACAAUAAAGCAGAUGGGACACCAAAAGCUGAAUCUAAGUCAAAGAAGUCCAGCUCCUCUACUACCACAAAUGAGAAGAUUACUAAGUUAUAUGAGCUGGGUGGUGAGCCAGAGAGGAAGAUGUGGGUAGAUCGCUAUUUGUCCUUCACUGAAGAGAAAGCAAUGGGCAUGACCAAUCUUCCAGCUGUGGGCCGGAAACUGGACCUGUAUCGGCUCUACGUCUCAGUAAAGGAGAUUGGAGGGCUGACCCAAGUUAACAAAAACAAGAAAUGGCGUGAGUUAGCCACCAAUUUGAAUGUGGGCACUUCUAGCAGUGCAGCUAGCUCAUUGAAGAAGCAGUACAUCCAGUGUCUCUAUGCCUUUGAAUGCAAGAUUGAGCGAGGUGAAGACCCUCCUCCAGACAUCUUUGCAACUGAUCCAAAGAAGUCACAGCCCAAAAUACAACCUCCAUCUCCAGCGGGUUCAGGUUCCAUGCAGGGCCCACAGACACCUCAGUCCACCAGUAGCUCUAUGGCGGAAGGAGGAGACCUGAAGCCCCCAACUCCUGCAUCAACACCACACAGUCAAAUGCCCCCUUUGCCAGGCAUCAGGAGUAACUCAGUGGGUCUUCAGGAUGCCUUUCCUGAUGGCAGUGACCCCACUUUCCAGAAGAGGAACUCCAUGACUCCAAAUCCAGGGUACCAGCCCAGCAUGAAUACUUCCGACAUGAUGGGCCGUAUGUCCUAUGAGCCAAAUAAGGAUCCAUAUGGCAGUAUGAGAAAAGGAAGUGAUCCCUUUAUGUCCUCGGGGCAGGGCCCUAACAGUGGCAUGGGUGAUCCUUAUAAUCGUGCUGCAGGCCCAGGGAUGAGUAACAUGGCUUUGGGGCAGAGGCAACAUUAUCCUUAUAGUCCAUAUGAGAGAGUGAGGACUGAAGCAGGAAUGGGACCUGAAGCCAAUUUAGGAAGUGGAACGCCCCAGCCCAACAUCAUGCCUUCUACUCCUGAUUCAGGGAUGUACUCUCCCAGCCGUUAUCCUCAGCAGCAGCAGCAGCGACAUGAUUCCUAUGGCAAUCAAUUUUCCACUCAAGGUACAUCCUCUGGAAGCCCCUUUCCGAGCCAACAAACCACCCUGUAUCAACCGCAACAGCAGAAUUACAAGCGACCGAUGGAUGGCAACUAUGGCCCCCCAGCCAAAAGACACGAAGGGGAGAUGUACAGUGUAUCGUAUAGCACAGGCCAGGGCCAAGCCCAGCAACAGCUGCCUCCAGCGCAAGCCCAGCAACCGAGCCAGCAGCAAACUGCUCAGCCUUCCCCACAGCAGGAAAUGUUUAACCAGUACGGAAGUACAUACUCUGCUACUGACCGCCGACCCGGCGGACCGCAGAACCAGUUCCCAUUCCAGUUCGGCCGAGAUAGGGUCUCUGCUCCCCCAGGCUCCAGCACACAACCGAAUAUGCCGCCUCAGAUGAUGGGUGGUCCUGUUCAGUCCACUCCAGAGGGCCCUCAGCAGGGCAGUAUGUGGCAAGGGCGCAACGAGAUGGGCUACGGCUACCCCAACCGGCAGAGCCCGGGCUCUGCACCGCAAGGGCCUGCGUAUCACGGAGUGAAUCGAACGGAUGAAAUGCUACACCCAGAUCAAAGAGUUAAUCACGAGGGACCAUGGCCUUCUCAUGGGAACCGUCAGCCUCCUUAUGGUCCCUCUGCCCCCGUGCCCCCCAUGACGAGGCCGCCACAGCCAAACUACCAGACCCCUCCUAGCAUGCAGAAUCACAUUCCUCAGGUAUCUAGUCCAGCACCUCUUCCCAGGCCAGUGGAAAACCGUACCUCUCCAAGUAAAUCUCCAUUUCUGCACUCGGGAAUGAAAAUGCAGAAGGCGGGGCCUCCGGUCCCUGCCUCGCAUAUAACACCAGCAGCCGUACAAUCUCCUAUGAUACGACGGGACAUCACAUUCCCACCUGGAUCUGUGGAAGCGACACAACCUGUGCUGAAGCAAAGGCGGCGUCUGACCACAAAAGACAUUGGAACACCGGAAGCCUGGCGAGUGAUGAUGUCUCUGAAGUCUGGGUUAUUGGCUGAAAGCACAUGGGCCUUAGAUACGAUCAACAUCCUACUUUAUGAUGACAACAGCAUCAUGACCUUCAACCUCAGCCAGCUGCCAGGAUUAUUGGAGCUACUGGUGGAAUAUUUCCGGCGUUGCCUGAUUGAAAUCUUUGGAAUCCUGAAAGAAUACGAGGUGGGAGAUCCGGGGCAAAGAACAUUAUUGGAUCCUGAAAGGUUCUGCAAGUCUUCGUGUUCGGCACCUGAAGAUGGGGAGAAAGAGGAACCACGGAGCCCGAACUGCGAGGAAGAAGAGGAGGAGGAAGAAGAGGAAGGGGAAGAAGAGGCUGCCUUCGCAAAUAAAGCUGCGGCGCCUCUAGAGAAUAAUGAGGAGAAACUGGUCAGUAAGUUUGACAAGCUUCCAGUCAAGAUAGUGCAGAAGAACGAUCCAUUUGUGGUAGAUUAUUCAGACAAACUCGGCCGGGUGCAGGAGUUUGAGAGUGGGUUGCUGCACUGGCGGAUUGGUGGAGGAGACACCACUGAACACAUUCAAACCCACUUUGAGAGCAAAAUGGAGCUGCCACUGGCUCACAAACGAGCUUCCUGCAGCUCUGUUUUGCGAAAACGUUCUGUAGCUGAGAGCAACCCAGGUGCCCAGGAGGGAGGGUCCCUUCCAUCUGAUGGUCCUCCGGAGAAAAGGAUAACAGCAACUAUGGAUGAUAUGCUUUCAGCACGGCCAGGUGCAUUGGCGGCGGCGGCGGAGGAGGAGGAGGUCAGGAACGUGGAGGUGGCAAAGGAGAGCAGUAAAUUCCCAUUCAGCGUCAGUCCCGCUCAGAGCCACCGAAACAUAAAAAUAUUGGAGGAUGAGCCUCAUAGUAAGGAUGAGACACCUUUGUGUACGCUUCUAGACUGGCAGGACUCGCUGUCUAAACGCUGCAUCUGUGUGUCUAAUAUCAUCAGGAGUUUAUCAUUUGUGCCAGGUAAUGACUUUGAGAUGUCCAAACACCCUGGUUUGCUGCUGAUCCUAGGGAAACUGGUUCUUCUUCACCAUAAGCAUCCCGAACGCAAGCAGGCACCACUGACCUACGAGAAGGAAGAGGAACAGGACCAAGGAGUGAGCUGCAACAAAGUGGAGUGGUGGUGGGACUGCUUGGAGAUCCUGCGUGAGAACACGCUGGUGACGCUGGCCAACAUCUCUGGGCAGCUAGACCUUUCACCGUACCCAGAGAGCAUCUGCCUGCCUAUCCUGGAUGGACUUCUCCACUGGGCUGUGUGUCCCUCUGCAGAAGCCCAAGAUCCUUUUCCAACCCUGGGUCCUAAUGCUGUCCUCUCGCCACAGAGGCUGGUUUUAGAAACUCUCAGCAAACUCAGCAUCCAGGACAACAAUGUGGAUUUGAUCCUCGCAACGCCACCCUUCAGUCGCUUGGAAAAACUCUACGGCACCAUGGUGCGUUUCCUCAGUGACAGAAAGAACCCGGUUUGCCGGGAGAUGGCUGUGGUACUACUGGCCAACUUGGCACAGGGCGACAGCUUGGCAGCUCGAGCCAUAGCUGUUCAAAAGGGCAGCAUUGGCAACUUGUUGGGCUUUUUGGAGGACAGCCUGGCAGCUACUCAGUUCCAGCAGAACCAAGCCGGUUUGAUGCACAUGCAAAACCCUCCCUUUGAGCCAACGAGCGCGGACAUGAUGCGCCGGGCAGCCCGGGCACUGCUUGCCUUGGCCAAAGUGGACGAGAACCACUCCGAGUUCACGUUAUAUGAGUCGCGGCUCUUGGACAUCUCCGUGUCACCUUUGAUGAACUCGUUGGUCUCACAAGUUAUUUGCGAUGUACUGUUUUUAAUUGGCCAGUCAUGACAGCCGUGGGAUGCCUAUUUACCCCCCCGUGUGUGUGUGUGUGAGUGGAGGACUUUAGAAAACUGAUUGUUGCCCCUUUAUUUAUGCAAAACCACCUCAGAAUCCACUGUCUGCCCUGCGCUGUCCUGCUUCUACCUUGGGGAAAAGAUGUCCCCCCCUCCCCUUCAGAUCUUUCCUAAGCCCCUGUUUAAGGAGACAAAGCUCUGCCUACAUUUAAAAAAAAAAGACUUUUUUAUUUUAACCAAAGUUACUGUCGUUUACAGUGAGUUUGGGGAAAAAAUUACCAACUUUGUCCUGUCUCUCGCAUCGGCAGGCGCUAGUAUCAUAACUGUUUUUAAUGGUAAACUCUGAAGGACAAAAAAAAAAGCGACUGCUGAACUCUUGUGUGGUUUAUCGUUGUACAUUCACAAUCUUGCAGGAACCAAGAAGCUACCAGUUCAACAGACCUUGUCCAGAUGGGAGGCCUGUGCAGUAGAGUGUAGAACUUCAUGUACUGUACACCUUAAACUGUAAACAUACUGUAAUAAUGUCUCACAUUGAAGAAGAAAAAAAAAAGCUGGAUCAGCAGCAAGCUGUAGUUUUUAAAAAUGUUUUUAGUUUAAUUGUUGAGGAGAAAAAAAAAGGCUUUUCCCCCAAAGUAUCAUGUGUGAACCUACAACACCCUGACCUCUUUUUCUCUCUUCCUCCUUGAUUGUAUGAAUAACCCUGAGAAUCACCUCUUUAGAACUGGUUUUAACCUUUAGCUGCAGCUGAAUCGCUGCCACGUGUGUAUAUAUAUAUGACGUUGUACAUUGCACAUGCCCUCAAACUCCUUGCAGUUCUGUUCCCCCUUCUCCUUGCACCCCCACCCCCCUCUUUAUAGUAUGACGAGUUAAAAAAACGAGUUGAUGACCUGCGAAAAUGAGACACCAAUUAUUUAAUCUCUUGCCAGACAUCUCUCUCUCUUUCUCUUUCUCUCUUUGGAAGAUGCUGUACAGGUCUCUGUGUAUAAAGUCAUUGCUGUCUCUGCAGCCAAUCAACUUAUAGUUUUAUUUUUUUCCUGGGGUUUUUUUUUGUUUUAUUUCUUUCUAAUCGAGGUGUGAAAAAGUUCUAGGUUCAGUUGAAGUUCCUGAUGAAGAAACACAAUUUGAGAUUUUUUCAGUGAUGAAUUCUGCAUAUUUGUAUUUCAGACGAUGUAGCUAAAAAAAAAACUUGAUGUAAAUUCCUCCCUUUUUUCCUUUUUUUGGCUUAAUGAAUAUCAUUUAUUCAGUAUGAAAUCUUUAUACUAUAUGUUCCACGUGUUAAGAAUAAAUGUACAUUAAAUCUUGGUAA